AUGUUAGCCAAUCGGCUAAAAGAGACCCUACAAAGUGUUGUUUCAGUGUCUCAAAGCACCUUUGUACCCCACAGGCUUUUAACGGAUAAUAUCAUCGUGGCCGGGGAGGUGGGUCAUUACCUACGAAGGAAGGUAAGCAGGGCGGUGGGAUGGACUGCUUUGAAGCUUGACAUGGCCAAGGCCUACGACCGUAUGGGAUGGGGUUUUUUGGAGGAGAUGUUGGCGGCUUUGGGUUUUGAUCGUGGAUGGACCAUAUUCAAGUCAACGGCGGAGGCUCGAGGGGACAUCCACGGAAUCAGAAUAACGAGGGGGGCCCCUUCGGUUUCCCACCUUUUCUUCGCAGACGACAGUUUACUCUUCUUUAAAGCCACCCAAGUUGAAGCACAAAGGGUUAAGGAAUGCUUGGAGGUUUACAGUGCAGCUUCCGAACAGGUUAUAAACUAUGAGAAGUCCAAUGCCAUGUUCAGCUCAAACACUGCUAGCGGUACAAGGAUAGUCGUCACGGAGUGCGUAGGGAUCCAGGAAACGACUGACUUGGGUCGGUAUUUGGGCCUACCUUCGGUUCUGGGCCGUAAUAAGUCAGCUAGCUUUUGGUAUAUUGAACAGAAGGCUAAAUACUAUCCGCAUUGCGACUUUCUAGAGGCACAAUUAGGAGGCAAUCCAAGCUACCUGUGGCGUAGUAUCUUGGCUGGACAGUCUCUACUCCAGCUGGGUGCUGCCCGGCGAAUUGGAAAUGGUAAGGAUUCUAGGAUUUGGGGCUGGCCAUGGCUCGCAGAUGCGUGCUCUUCUACCCUUGACACUCCAUGCAUAGAGGAACUAAGGGAGGCAAAGGUGGAUGGACUGAUUAAUGACCACGGAAGUUGGGAUGAGGACAUUCUACACGAUCUCUUUAAUGACACCGAUGUGCCCAGAAUUUUAGCUACCCCUCUGUCGCCUCUCUACCCCGAUUCAUGGUGGUGGAAGGGUGAUUCUCGAGGCAUGUACACAGUUCGACAUGGAUACAAACUGCUCACUGAAGCCAUCACGUCGGACGGUCCUGGGGACAGUUUCACGGUGUGGACGAGACUAUGGGGACUACCUAUGCCACCCAAAGCGAAGAACCUGUUAUGGAGAUGCGCUCGGGGUAUCCUGCCAGUCAAAGACAUCCUGAAACUAAGGUCAUCGGGAAAUAAGGUGCCUGAGGCUUCAGUCAGCUCUCACUGGUCUCCGCCACCGCAAACAUGGGUGAAGUGCAAUGUAGAUGCGGCCCUUUUUGGCAAUGGUGCGGGUUAUGGCGUGGUGGUUCGUAACCACGGCGGGCGUUUUGUCGCAGCACCUAGCGGAAAGAUGGGCUCUGUGCGAGAUCCUUUGAUGGCAGAGGCGGUUGCGGUUGAAAGAACAUUUGUCUGA
This is a messenger RNA of Ipomoea nil (Japanese morning glory), 1389 nucleotides long. RefSeq lists its product as uncharacterized. NCBI's taxonomy places the organism in Eukaryota, Viridiplantae, Streptophyta, Magnoliopsida, Solanales, Convolvulaceae. The record is from RefSeq and is a predicted model, not a curated record. The transcript is spliced from 5 exons. The coding region runs from base 1 to 1389 and encodes 462 amino acids.